AAGUUUCCCAUGCGUAAAUACACAACGGAUUUAUGUUUUUCUUAACCUAUGAUAUCCUCGUUGAAACAAAUGUGCGCAGGUGUGGAGGCGUGAGGAGGGAGAGUAACGGAUGUUAAGGGAGACAAACGCGGAGAGAGAAGGGAAAAUCGCAGAUUUUUUCAAAUUUUCUUACUUGUGGGACCGACUAUCCACAUGUCGUCCGCGGAAUGGUUUAUUGGAUGGCCUACGUGGAGUAUUCCAGUCACUUAAUCCUAAUAUUUUCUCCACCAUUCUCCUCCAGAAUGAUCUCUCUCGUGGCUUUUUUCACUCCUUGUAAAGCGAAAAACACGAGGCAUCUCAAAGUCAGGGUCAAACAUUCCUGUCUCGUCCGGCUUUCACGUUCGUCAGAUAUAGACCAGGAGUUGCUCAUCAUCAAUCCGUUACAUCCGACCACGACAAUCCCAUUCUUCGCGAAAAGGUCGAUCCAGCACACGAAUCUUGAAGUCCAGGGAUCUAAGAACUAAAACGGCCAAUGUGUUGAUGCACGUAAAGGGAAAAAAAAUCAAGAAGAAUUACUGAUGGCAAUGUCGGAGGAGACGAAUUCCAAGUUUCACGUAGCCAUGUUUCCAUGGUUCGCAGUUGGUCACAUGACCCCGUUCCUCCACCUCUCCAACGAGCUCGCCGAGAGGGGCCACAAGAUCUCCUUCUUCUUGCCCAGGAAAGCCAUAAUUCUCUUGGAAAACCUCAAUCUACACCCCGACCUCAUCACCUUCCACCCGGUCACCGUCCCCUCAGUCGCCACCCUCCCUCCGGGGACUGAAACUGCCUCCGACAUCCCCCUCUCCGACAAUCCCUCGCUCGCCGUUGCCAUGGACCUUACCUGCCCCCAGUUAGAGGUCUCGCUGCAGGCCCUGCGGCCCGACUUCAUCUUCUACGACAAUGCCUACUGGAUCCCCCAAGUGGCCAGACCGCUCGGCAUCAGGACAGUCUGCUACAAUGUUGUUUCCGCGGCCGCGAUUGCCAUCGUCCUCGUGCCGGCGCGGGAGGUGACCCUCGGGAAACCCCUCACGGAGGAAGAGCUGGCGAAGCCACCCGAAGGGUACCCAUCAAAGACUGUCGUGCUGCGUGGCAGCGAAGCCCGAUCCCUCGCAUUCGUAACCCUGCCUUUCGGCGACAACAUGACGUUCCACGGGCGCACCACGACCGCCAUGCGAGAGUGCGACGCGAUCGCCAUGCGUACGUGCCAAGAAAUAGAAGGGGACUUGUGUGAUUACAUCAGCAGUCAAUACGGUAAGCCUGUCUUCUUGACUGGCCCGGUCUUGCCUGAGCCGGCGAGGAAGAAGCUGCACGAGAAGUGGGCCGAGUGGCUCGGCCGGUUCGAGCCAGGGUCCGUGGUGUUCUGUGCGUUUGGGAGCCAGCACGUUCUCGAAAAGGACCAGUUCCAAGAACUCCUGCUAGGGUUCGAGUCAACAGGCUUGCCAUUUCUGGUAGCUCUCAGACCACCAAUUGGGACGAACUCAGUAGAAGAAGCUUUUCCCGAGGGUUUCGAAGAGAGAGUCCAAGGGAGAGGAGUGGUUCACGGCGGUUGGGUCCAACAGCCACCGAUCUUGAGUCACCCAUCGGUCGGGUGCUUCGUGAGCCACUGCGGGUUCGGGUCGAUGUGGGAGUCGCUGAUGUGUGAUUGCCAAAUAGUGAUGGUCCCCCAUCUGGGCGACCAGAUCUUGAACACGAGGCUGGUGGCCGAGGAACUGAAAGUGGGGGUCGAAGUGGAGAGAGAAGAGAGCGGGUGGUUCUCGAAGGAGAGCUUGUGCAGAGCCAUCAAGAGCGUGAUGGACGAGAAGAGCGAAGUGGGUCGGCUGGUGAAGAAGAACCAUGCGAAGUGGAGGGAGGUUUUGGUGAGCCCAAACUUCAUCAGCGGCUACAUCGAUAGGUUUAUUCAGAAUCUGAAAGAGCUUCAAAUGAAAAAUUAGAGGUACUCAUAUAGAGAGAUCCGGAAGGGCAAAGAUAGCGAAUGUGAAGUGGCCUUUCAAAUAUUUAGUUAAGAGUGCUGUUGCUAAAGAAGUGAUAUCAUGGAGAUGGGUUUGACUCAUUUAAUCAGCGGGGAAGAUUAGUUUGAUCUACAUGAUCUUGAGAAUGAUAUUUUCUCCGUGGAAAGAGAUUUUCCUUCCCAAAUUUACAAUACUUUUUGGGCCAAUGUACCGUGACUUGUCUUUUGUAGGGC
Messenger RNA from Syzygium oleosum, 2200 nucleotides. Its product is annotated as anthocyanidin 3-O-glucoside 2'''-O-xylosyltransferase-like. The transcript has a single exon. Lineage: Eukaryota; Viridiplantae; Streptophyta; Magnoliopsida; Myrtales; Myrtaceae. The record is from RefSeq and is a predicted model, not a curated record. Gene Ontology annotation, molecular function: UDP-glycosyltransferase activity. The coding region runs from base 558 to 1949 and encodes 463 amino acids.